AUGUCGUCGUCGAAUGCUUUCCUCGCCACCUCGCGCGCCCCCGGUCGCCCUCACACACUCGAUUGGCACCCGGGUGCGUGGUGGUUUGCGGCUGGAGUUAACCCCGAUCAUACUGACCUGGCCCGGGCCAAAGAGAACGCGGAGAGGGUGCAGAGGGAGAGGGUGGAGGUUAUGAGGGCGAAUCCCUGCCCCCAGGGACUCCUUUGGGAACGAGUCUUGCCCGCACGCGUGAGCCCUCCCGCGACGCCUGUCCGCGCCUUUGUCAGCAGCUCGCCCGAGCGCAAGACGGGCGUGGCCAAGCCCAAAGUUGCCGUUCGCGAGCGCCAGGGGGGUAGUCCUGCUGAGAUGGUUUUAGGAAAUGUUGGGAUGAAGGAGAAGGUUGGGAGGGUGGGGGGUGAUUGGUUGAGGCAGCGGAGGGGGUGGUCCAAUGCUGUAACGGGCACAGAUUGGAUUGGGGUGUUCAAGCAGUUGGUGGAGUGGGUGGUUGGCGAGGUGGGCGAUAAACUCACUGUUGCUGGGUUUAUGGUGUUUUUCGCGCUGUUGUGGGCCGUGGUCAUGACGGUGGUGUGGAUGGUGCAGGCGGUUGGCCAAAUAUGGCAUACCUGGUACGGGCAGGAGAAGAUUGUGGUCUUAGAGGAGGUUGAUUCGGAGGACAGGGUUCGCCACAGACCGGCUUUCCUGGAUAUCAAUGUGGAGGAGAUGGCUGUGAGUUUGCUUGGGAAGCGGAGGGAGAAGGGCACCGGUGUUGUUGGUGCCGAGGCUGAAGAUAUCGAGGCGUUUAGGGGACGGCUCAAAUCUUUCGCUACUAAGCAUCCGAGUCGUCGUGGGAGGAGCUCACCAUAG
Molecule: messenger RNA, 843 nt
Organism: Podospora pseudocomata
Lineage: Eukaryota; Fungi; Ascomycota; Sordariomycetes; Sordariales; Podosporaceae
Exons: 3
Coding region: 1-843 (280 amino acids)
Source: RefSeq, a predicted model, not a curated record